Lentinula edodes (shiitake mushroom) is the source of this 1464-nucleotide messenger RNA. RefSeq lists its product as uncharacterized. The transcript is spliced from 8 exons. The coding region runs from base 1 to 1464 and encodes 487 amino acids. Lineage: Eukaryota; Fungi; Basidiomycota; Agaricomycetes; Agaricales; Omphalotaceae. The record is from RefSeq and is a predicted model, not a curated record.
AUGUCAGUCAGUUCUCUAUCUGAAGAUUCAGUUGAAACGACCAACGAGUCGCUGCAACUAUGUCGAUUCAGUUCAUUAGAUCUUCAUGAUCGCACCACUAUAUAUGAUCAAGUCGAGCAGCUUAUUAUAUGCAACGCAAAAGUUCUGUCGCCUCUGGAAAUGGUGAUGCACUUUUACAAUGACAAGUUUGAUGAUUGUCUCAUUCCCGUGGCUUCGACUACGACGAUGCAACGUGUCCCUUCAUUAUCUGAUCGAGGUGGACUCUGGCUUGUGGAUUCUGCACGAGAUAUUGUCACCGUCACUGUCGUGGCUCAAAUAAGUGACUCGCCUGCGGAUUUGAAAUGUAGCGAAUACCUAGACAUGAACAUAUAUAAUCGAGAAAUAAAUCUGGACUCAUUGCGAAGAGCAUCUGCGCGAUUAUUUUUCAAUCAGGUCUUUGUUCCCGCAGAAAGCUCAGAGGAAAAGAUUGCUAUAUACGAUGAACAUCGUUCUCGUUUUGAUAGCUUACUGAACUUCCUGCAACAAGCUACUAUACAGUAUUUGGACUCAGUUAAGACUAUAGACGAUAAGUUGUAUCCAGAUCAAGACAUCAAUAUGACCACAUUUGUGGAACUGCACGACUUAGGCUAUUACGGUUUGCGUGGAAAGACCGGGAAUAUUUUUCAAAAUGUUCCUACUCGAAAGACAAGGCCAGCAUCUGCUAUGAUAAACAUACGUGGACAGUUACCGGAUCCCAAACAACUGCGGAAAUCGAAAAGAGAGAAAAACCUUCAAGCGUUAGUAACAACUCAUGAUGUCGACGAAAUACCCAUUACUGAGAGAGUAUUAGGCCAUUGGCCGGAUUCAGAAGGAUGUAUAAGAUCUCUCGCCGAAAAACACGAUCUUUCAAAUGUUCGUAUCCACAUACCUGAAGUCUAUGAUUCUCAGGGAGGGUUGGUUCACCCUAUGGACUACGAGAAAGUUCUUGUAUGUGGACGUGUUGUUGAGAUAGAAUUUAAUUUUCAUCUAUGGGAUAUCACGAAAUCAGCUAAUGGAAAUCCGGUGAAUAAACCGAAUCGUAUAUGUUCAAACAUCAUUCGCAAGCUUCAUGUUCUGCCAGAAGAUGAUGACGAUAUGCGUCUGCUUUUCCACACGGAGGCAUUGAAUAGAGUUGAAGGUUUUGAACGUCAUUCUGAGCAGUUGCGUGUUGCAGAAGAAGCUAGGGAAUUGGCUCGACGGGAAGAGGUCCUUCGCUUGGAACAAACAAUGGCAAAAGCUAAGGCAGUGGCUGAUGCGAAGAGAAAACGAUUGCAAGAACUACGUGUGCAGUCUACGAGUAGUCCGAGCAGUUCGGUACUUGCGAAGCGAAAUGGUAGCAAUUCAUUCGAUGAACCACAAGUUCCCAAACGAGUGCAGUUGGACGAAAGUGCGAAUGAAAUUAUGUAUGAAGAAGGUGAACUUAUCAAUGAUAUAUCAGUUGAGUAG